This is a messenger RNA of Diaporthe batatas, 1819 nucleotides long. RefSeq lists its product as uncharacterized. Lineage: Eukaryota; Fungi; Ascomycota; Sordariomycetes; Diaporthales; Diaporthaceae. Gene Ontology annotation, cellular component: CAAX-protein geranylgeranyltransferase complex. The coding region runs from base 146 to 1819 and encodes 557 amino acids. The record is from RefSeq and is a predicted model, not a curated record. Gene Ontology annotation, molecular function: CAAX-protein geranylgeranyltransferase activity. The transcript has a single exon. Gene Ontology annotation, biological process: protein geranylgeranylation.
UGCAAGUACCCUCCGUUUCUUGGGGUAGCUCCCGUCCAGAUUUGGGACAUUUUAACCUAGACUAUAUACACCAAAUACGAAUGACGAUAUUGCAGACCAGAUAUCCUGAUAUCCUGCACACUUCCACUUCAACAGCCAACCCAUCAUGUCAGCAACAACACCCUCCGCCCCCUUCGACCCUCCCCUCGACAAACCCCGCCACCUCCGCUACUGGCAGCGCUGCGCCCGCACCCUCCUCCCGCACCACUACACCCCAAACGACAGCCAGCGCCUGACCCUGGGCUUCUUCAUCAUCGCCGCCCUCGACCUGCUGUCCGUCGACAAUGACCCGGAAACCAAGCCCUUACUGACCCCCGCCGACCGCCGCUCCCUCCGCGCCUGGGUCCUCGCCUGCCAGCACCCCCACGGCGGCUUCUGCGGCAGCCCGACCCACGUCUUCCCGCGCGCCGACGACGACGACGACGACGACGACACGCACUCCGGGGGAAGCGGCAACGCAAACAUCGCGGCGACCUACUUCGCGCUGCUGCUCCUGCCCAUGCUGACGGAGCCGGGCCACGCGGAGGGCGGCGCGUACGCCGGCGUCGACCGCGCCAGGACGCUGCGGUGGCUGCGGCGGCUGCAGCGGGUCGACGGCGACGGGAGCUUUGGGGAGGUUGUCUACGAGGUGCCCUCUUUUGGUGGUGGUGGUGACAACGACGGGGAGGAGGACGAUGAUCAUCACACAGGAGAGAAGAACAGGAGGACGAGGAGGUAUAUCGUCGGCGGGGGCAAGGACAUGCGGUACUGCUACCUCGCCGCGACGAUCCGCUGGGUCCUGCGUGGCGACGUGGCCGAGGGCGACGGCGGCGGCGACGGCGCGUACGUCGAGGACAUUGACGUCGCCGCGCUGGUGCGCCACAUCCGCCGCAGCCAGUCGUACGACGGCGGCUUCUCCGAGAGCCUGGGCCACGAGAGCCACGCCGGCUACGCCUACUGCGCCGUCGCCGCCCUGGCGCUGCUGGACCGGCCUGUCGACGCCGCGGGGCGACAAGAUCAACAACAACAACAACAACAACAACAACAACAGACACCACCGCCGUCUCCGCACUACACACAGAGCAGGAUCCUCCAGGAGGGGAUAGGCGACAUCCCGCGCUUCAUCUCCUUCCUCGUCUCGAGACAGUUCGCAUACCUCGAGGCCCAAGGGGGAGACAAGAACGGUGGCGACGAGGACGACAGCAACGACGACGAGGACCCGGAGACGGCAAACUUCAGGAUGGCGGGCCUCUCGCUCUCGGACGGCGCAACGACGACGACAACAACAACAACAAGCCACGUCGGCUUCAACGGCCGCUGCAACAAGACCGCAGACACGUGCUACACGUGGUGGGUGCUGGGGUCCCUGUCCAUCCUGGGCGUCCUGGACGGCGACCACCACCAACAACAACACACACCACCACCACCAGCAGUCGUCGACCCCCACGCCCUGGCAGCAGCCCGCGCCUUCCUCCUCGACAAGACGCAGCACGCCAUCGGCGGCUUCGGCAAGCGCGCCGCCGACCCGCCCGACAUCUACCACUCCAGCCUGGGCCUGUUCGCCCUCGCCACCAUGGGGGACCCCUCCCUCAAGCAGGUCGACGCGGGCCUGGCCGUCAGUGUCGACACGGUGCGCAAGAUCGAGGCUGGGAGGAGGGGUCUGUUGAGGCGGGCACGGGGCCACGGGGGCAAGGCUGCGGCUGCGGCUGGGGGGGUCGGGUUUGGCGACGCGCUGGUGGAUAUGGCUGUUUCUAUGGGGGGUGGGGAGAGGCCCGCGUGGCUGGUGGGUGGUGUGGUGUGA